Entamoeba invadens IP1 is the source of this 1353-nucleotide messenger RNA. RefSeq names its product histone deacetylase Rpd3, putative. The transcript has 4 exons. The coding region runs from base 1 to 1353 and encodes 450 amino acids. The record is from RefSeq and is a predicted model, not a curated record. Lineage: Eukaryota; Evosea; Mastigamoebida; Endamoebidae. Gene Ontology annotation, molecular function: histone deacetylase activity.
AUGACGAGAGUGUUCUACUUCUAUGACCACAACGUUGGAGAGUUUGACUACGGGUUUGGACAUCCGAUGAAACCCCUUCGAAAUAAGUUGGUGCACCAUUUGAUCAUGUCAUAUGGUGUCUAUCAAAGACUGAACAUCUACAAACCUUGGAGAGCUACAAAUGAACAACUCGAGAUGUUCCAUUCAAAGGAAUAUAUCGAGUUUCUUCAGAGAGUCACCCCAAGUAAGGCACUGUUGCCUUACUUCAGAAGAUCGUUGGAAGAAUUCAACUUCACUGUCGAUGACUGCCCCGUCUUUGAUGGCCUGUACCCGUUUGUCCAAACGGUAGUUGGGAGCACGAUUGGGUGUGCGAUGAAAAUCAACGAGCGUGCUGCGGAUGUAUGCAUCAAUUGGUCAGGUGGGCUUCAUCAUGCGAAGAAGUCGCAAGCGUCUGGGUUUUGUUACAUCAAUGACAUAGUCUGUGGGAUAAUGGAACUGUUAAAAGUGCAUUCUCGUGUGUUGUACAUUGAUAUCGACCAUCAUCAUGGUGAUGGUGUUGAAGAAGCGUUCAAAGCGACGAAUCGAGUGAUGACGAUCUCUCUUCACAAAUAUGGAGACAAUUAUUUUCCAGGGACGGGUGAUGUCGAUGAGGUUGGGGUAGAAGAGGGGAAGAAUUAUUCCAUCAAUGUCCCAUUAAAGGAUGGGAUCAAUGAUGAAAGUUAUCAUAAAUUAUAUAUGCCUAUCAUAGAUCGUGCUAUGGAAGUCUUUCAACCGGGUGCCGUCGUUAUGCAAUGUGGGGCUGAUUCUUUGAAUGGUGAUCGGCUCGGCUUCUUUAAUCUAAGUAUACAAGGACACUGCGCCUGUAUGACUCAUGUCAAGAAAUUCGGUGUCCCUAUGAUCCUUGUGGGCGGGGGUGGGUAUACUGUUAGUAACACCGCAAGGUGCUGGUGCUAUGAGACAGCCGCAGCUUGUGACUUGAGUAUCCCCGAUCAGAUCCCAAUCAACGACUAUCUCGAAUACUACGUGCCAGACAUGCGAAUCACGAUACCCACAAGCGCACAAAUGAAGAAUUGUAACUCGCGUAAUUAUUGUGAAGACAUACUUGGGAAGGUGUUGAGUGUACUUGAUGAGGUUGGUAACUCGAAUUUGCCGAUCAUGCAGUUUGUGAACCCCCCACGACGUGAUGAACACACCGUGGAUAUGGAAAUAGACGAGGACGCAGAAACAUAUCAAGACGCUUGUGAGGGAUUCAAAAGAGACAUCCCAAUGAAUAUGGAUAACGAGGAUGUGGUUAAGUUCUUCACAGAGCCGUUACCAAUAUACCCAAAGUCAAAGCUCUUCUGCACAGAAAGCGACUUGAAAACUAUGGAAUGA